AUGACGACAAGGCAAAAACCAACCAGCUUGGAGAAAAGCUCACAAUAUGAGAGCACCGACUUUCUCCCAGAAACAGAUGCUGUGACUCUGGUUCCUCCAACUGAUAAUGAGCCAACAACAAAUUUAAUAGAAACAAAUUCUCUUGAAAUUGUCUCAAUUGCCUCGACAGCUAGCUCCACUGAUUCGUUUGCUCCCUUCAAUCAGACUUUUUCUACUCCGACUCCAGAGACUAUGAAGGUUCCUCUCUCUUCGACAGCAUCUAUUGCUUCAUCAGUUGUGGAGCAGAGCACAACGCAAAUCUCGCAAAUCUCAGAUUCGACAAGUGCCAGCACGCAAAAUCAAGAAAACAACACGACGAUUGAGUUUGUAGUUAAAGCAGACCCACCUGACGUAGCUGUGGUUGAUAAUAUUUCCCCAGUUCCAUUGAUUGGUCCGUUUGCUGCUGCCUAUGAACACGAUUGCCAGAAAAAUCUUUCACUAUUUGGUCCAGACGGGCAAUUAUUAGAAGCCGAAGAUUACGGAGCUUGGGAAACAACUUGCGGGAGCCUCUAUCUAUUUGGAAGUAAAGUUUUGAGCUGGGAAGAAAACUUCAACUUUUGCUGCAGUUUGGGCAUGCUUCCGUUGACGGUGGAAGAUGAUUUUAAACGUUCCUGUCUGCAAGAUUUCAUUGGCGGUGUGAAAUGGCCUCACAGCUCCAUGUAUUGGAGCACAGGCAAACGUUUGUCCGGAAACAUUUUUACGUGGUACGACAAGCGCGUCACUUUCAACCCAACUCUGUGGAAAGCCAAACAACCUGACAACGUCAAUGGAACUGAAAACUGCGUCAUGCUGAGCAUUUUCAAGUUUGAAUUAAAUUCCGUGAAAUUAGAAGAUAUGCACUGCGACAAACUGGCAGUUGCGGCUUGUGUGGGACCAACUACGCCGGCACCAAAAUGCUCUUUUCCAUUGUGUGCAAACAGAGACUGCAAGAAAAAUGAGACUUUUUUCACAAAUCUGGUUGAAAAUCCCGCUCAAUAUCUAGCUGAGCCAAAAAAUCACGGAAUUUGGAUAGAAGUCAACCAUAGGACGUUUAUGUUUAGCUUUGAAAGUGACAUGCGGACGUUUGAAGAAGCUAAUCAGGCUUGUUGUGCAAUCGACUUGAAGCUGCUUAGUCUCCACCAAGGCUACAAAUUCAGAUUUGUUGCAGCUGCUCUUAAAAAUCUCACAAUAAAAUCUGGCAAAUUUUGGACGUCAGGCGGUGAUUUUGGUUGCGAAGGCGUUUUUGGAUUUUGUUCCACGAACAGGACAUUGAUGAUGAAUGAGACAAUCUGGCUGCCUAACCAACCGGACGACUUGAAGGGAAACGAACACUGCUUAGCAAUAAACGCGUUGAGCAAUUACGCGGCUGCUCUGAGCAAUGAUAACUGUGACCUCAAACUGAGAUAUAUUUGCGAAGGAAGGGCAUCAACUCGCGUAAAAGCUCUGGAGCUGGAAUGUGCUGCAGCUUCCAAUCUCGCCGACGAUGAAAUUCUUAAGGCGUUUGCCAGCCCGAAUGGAAGCGACAAAUUUAGGUGUUUCAUGACUUGUUACGGAGAGAAUGCAAACCUUUACGCGAAUGGAAAAAUGGUUGACUCCCGAAUUUUGCCUUUUGUGCCUUACAUUUCGGCUGGAAGUGAUUCCUCCAUGAAGGAGUACUAUGGCACCUUAGACCAAUGCAAACAAGACAGUCGAAAAUUGUACGGCUGCAAUCGAGUGCCCAAUUUUGUCUCUUGCAGUCAAGAAAAGUCGCCAAUCCUCACUGAAAAGAUGAUCAAUGUAGUAGAAACAACUAUUUCAGAAAAAAAGGCAUUGCUACCACCCGUUUCAGAGUCACCUUGUCCCAACGCGCAUGACAAAAUUAUGAACGAGAACUACAGGAAUUACUUUGAUUUAUAUACAGAACAGAGGGCAUAUAUUGACCCUCAAAGAAUCUUAAUCAAAACCUCGUGCGGGAAAAAAUUUCUCCUUCUCACAAUUAUAAAUGCACCGGCGCUGACGACCCUUGGGCAGGCAAUGACCGAGUGUGCGAAGUGGGGACUUCGUCUCGCCACCAUUGACACAAAAACUAAACUUGACUGCAUGAUCAACGCAAGCAUUCAGUUUGAUGGUGGAAUGCUAGCAACCUACCCGGAAAAGUACUACGCGAUUGCCGCCAUCUUGAACAGACCCCUAAAGGCGAAGAACUGCUUUUCUGAUGUCCCAUUUGGCUUAGCCAGCUGGAUCGUAAACAACAUUUCAACCGCGACAGGGCCAUUUGUCAUUGUCAAUUUCUCCAAAAAAUACGCCACCACUGUAGGUGGUUCGUUUAAAGACAUUAUCUGUGAGACGAUUUAACGCGAAAGAAGCACUUCGAUUUCAAUGUUAAUAAAAAUAACACUCGCACAAUCAGCUUAACUUAAAU
Messenger RNA from Cloeon dipterum, 2419 nucleotides. RefSeq lists its product as uncharacterized. The coding region runs from base 1 to 2352 and encodes 783 amino acids. The transcript has 20 exons. Gene Ontology annotation, cellular component: external side of plasma membrane. Lineage: Eukaryota; Metazoa; Arthropoda; Insecta; Ephemeroptera; Baetidae. The record is from RefSeq and is a predicted model, not a curated record. Gene Ontology annotation, biological process: biological process involved in interspecies interaction between organisms. Gene Ontology annotation, molecular function: carbohydrate binding; odorant binding.